Molecule: messenger RNA, 3518 nt
Organism: Capsicum annuum
Lineage: Eukaryota; Viridiplantae; Streptophyta; Magnoliopsida; Solanales; Solanaceae
Product: disease resistance protein RUN1-like
Exons: 5
Coding region: 143-3196 (1017 amino acids)
Biological process (GO): defense response; signal transduction
Molecular function (GO): ADP binding
Source: RefSeq, a predicted model, not a curated record
CAGGAUUUCAUUCAUCAAUAUCCAUUAAAAGAAAGAGACUUGGAGUGACUUGACCAAAUAAUUUUGAUUCUGUGUAUAUAUGUAGAACCCUGAAGCCUUGAAUAAAAAUCAAUCAUCCCUUAAUUAAUUCUUGCAUUUCCAAAUGGAUACUCAAGGAGAAUCAUCUUCAUUAUUCUCCAAAUUCUGUUAUGAUAUAUUCCUGUGUUUCAGAGACCAUCUUUAUGACAGAUUGCAAAGAAUUCAAGAGUCUAAUUCAUCCUCCCACUCCUUCCAUUCUUUCAUCUCAUACUCCUCAGAUAGUGAAGGAGAAUCAUCUACAUCCUCCAAGUUCUUUUAUGAUGUAUUCCUGAGUUUUAGCGGUAAAGACACCCGAUGUACAUUCACAGGUCACCUUUAUGACAGAUUGCGUAGAGAUGGAUUUCAAAUCUUCAAAGACGAUAAGAGUUUGAGGAAGGGCGAUGUCAUUUCAACUGCAUUAGAGGGAGGAAUUGAAAAGUCAAUUAUUUCCAUUGUUGUUUUGUCGACAAAAUAUGCUUCAUCUAGUUGGUGUCUCCAAGAAUUGGUUAAAAUUCUUCAAUGCAAAAUAUUCUUAAAGCAGAGAGUUAUGCCUAUUUUCUAUGAUGUUCUUCCUACUGAAGUUCGAAAGCAAACUGGGGAAUUCGGUAAAGAAUUUGCUAAACUCAAGGAACAAUUUGGGGCUGAACAAAUGCAGGAGUGGGCAGCUGCGCUUACUGAAGUUGCAAAUUUAUCUGGAAGGCCAGUACUUGCUAAUGGAAUUGGACGUAGGGAUGAACCAAAAUUUAUUGAGCUUAUUAUGAAAGAUGUCAAAAAAGAGGUGAACCAUACACCUCUACAUGUUGCUUCUUACCCAGUUGGAUUAGAUUCUCAUGCCAAAGAUAUAAUGGAGUCAUUACGGCAAAGUGAAUGUGAAAAUGAAGUUCGCAUGAUUGGUAUAUAUGGACUUGGUGGAAUUGGUAAAACAACUCUAGCAAAAGAUAUCUACAAUCGAUUGUUUCGAAAUGUACACUUUGAUGGUAGUUGCUUCCUUUCAGAUGUUAGAUCACAAGAUAAAAUUUUUGGACUAGACAAGGUACAAGAGAAACUUGUCAAUAUACUGCUCAAAACUGAGGACUUCAAAGUUAAUAGUGUUCCUGAAGGCAUCAGUCUAAUCAAAUCAAGACUCGGGUCAAAGAAGGUUCUAAUUGUUCUUGAUGAUGUGGACUCUGAAAAACAACUAGAAGCCUUAGCAAGAGAAAGAAGUUGGUUUGGUUUGGGUAGUUUAAUAAUCAUUACUACCCGAGACAAGCAAAUGCUAAAUCAGCUUGGAGAAAAAGAGAGAUAUGAAGCCAAACUAUUAAAUGAUGACGAAGCUGAGUCACUUUUUUAUAGGCAUGCUUUUGAAAACAUUCCUUUGCCACCACAAAAUUAUGUUGAUUUGGCACAUCGCAUAAUCAAAUAUUCUGGUGGGCUACCAUUAGCUCUUGUGACAUUGGGGUCACAUUUGCGAGGGAGAUCCAUUAAAGAAUGGACAUCCGAAUUCAAGAAACUAACUGAAAUUCCUCAUGAUGAUAUCCAAAGCAUUCUCAAGACAAGCUUUGAUGGACUUCCGCAUGACACAAAGAAUGUUUUCCUUGAUAUUGCGUGUGCCUUCCAUGGGUUAUCUGAGUAUGACGUUACCAGAAUAUUAAAUGCAUGUCGCUUUCAUACUGAAAGUGAAAUUGCAACUUUAGUUCAAAGGAACUUGCUCCAAAGGGAUGGGCUUUGUUUGGUGAUGCAUGAUCUAGUGCGGGAUAUGGGAAGAGAAAUUGUUCGCUUGGAAUCAGCUCAAUACCCUGGAAAACGGAGCAGGUUGUUCAUCCCUGAAGAAGUCUGUGAUGUUCUACAAGGAAAUAAUGGCUCUAAAAAUAUAGAAGUACUGAAGUUAGAUCGAGUUGGGGAAUUAAAGGGAGUGGACUUGAGCACUGAGGCAUUUAAGCAAAUGAAGAAACUUAGGGUGCUUAUAAUCAAUGAGUUACGUAUUAGUGGAGAUUUUAUGCUGUUGUCUAAGGAGCUCAGAUGGUUGUCUUGGCAAAAAUGUCCUUUAAAUUAUAUACCACCAGAUUUUCCAGCUGCUAAUCUUGUAGUUUUGGAUAUGCGAGGUAGUGAUAUCGAAGAAUUUGGUUUGAAUUUGCAGUGUUGCAAAAAAUUGAAGGAGCUGAAUCUCUCUUACUGCAAGCGCCUCAGUAAGACUUCAAACUUCAGUGGUGCAAGAAGUCUUGAGAUUUUGCAGCUUCAAUAUUGUAAUUUGUCCGAUACAGGUAUUCAUGUGGGUAUUGGGAGUUUAUCCUCCUUAAUAUCUUUAGAUUUGAGUGGCAACAAUUUCCAUUGUCUACCCUUCGAUUUUUCUAAGUUACGACUACUGAAGGAAUUGCGUUUGAAUGACUGUGAGAAUCUUCACACACUCCCACCGGUAUCAAAUUUAGAGAAUCUUAAAAUUUUUGAACUUAGGAAUUGCCAAAGAUUGGUCAAGAUUACGGAGUUGGACAACCUCCCUUCUAUAGAGUCGAUCAACAUGUGUAAUUGCAGUUUUCUGCAGAAUCCAUUCAAUGAAGGCUUCUUUAGUGCACCCGCUUUAUCAUUUCCAUCUAGGAACAACCCAUAUCAGGGGUUACAAAUUUAUCUCGAAUGCAAUGAAAUUCCAGAUUGGUGCAGCAAUAAAGUAACAGCUCCAUCUAUCUGUUUCACUAUGCCAAAACAUAAGUAUAAGUUCUUAGGAAUGGUUCUCUGGUUUAUUUGCGACGGCUGGAAUCAAUCCCAUUUUCGAUACUUCAUUGUCACUGUUGCACAUAAAGAGCGAUUUUUGACGUGGAAUAGGCAUAUUGAAACACCCAUAUUACACGGAGAAGUAUCACGUGUAUAUUACAUAUCUCACUCAAAUAGACCUUUUAAUGGCCUGGUGUUCAACGGGGGGGAAGAGAUUACAGUCAAGGAGUGCCAUGUCGAAGCUACUGUAAGCAAGAUAGGGAUACAUCUGUUAUAUUUAGACCAACAUGGUAAUGUUACAUCUCUACCAGCAAAAGUGGAUCAUUCUUAUACCGCAUACCCAGAAGAAGCGCGAGAUCGCAAGUCUUCAUCUUUGACAGAAGCCACGGGUCAUUCCCCGUAUAAAGCAAGACGCCCUUUCGACUCCCACUGUCCACGCAUGGAUCAUUCUUGAACUUGCACUCAUCCUCUUAAGGGUUUCAAGAAGAUGAGUGCAAGUUCCACUACCUUUAAGAUGGGUACUUGAUUUGGUUAUAUAAAUUUUUAUAUUGACAAAAAGUUGACAAGCAAACUAUAAUUGAUACUGUUUAUUACAAGAAAUCAUCAUUCAUUUUAUUAUUUCCCUCCCCAAUCUUCACUUUCUCAACACUUGCAUAGUUUCUAAAGACUCAAGCAUGCCAUUGUCCGUGUCAUUAAGUGUGUGAUCCACUGAUUCGCUGUGUGAUUUUUUCUUACCGCUGCGCUUAUACUUUGAAAACUAUGACUUAUUCCAACGU